AUGCAACCAGUGUGGCUGCUCGGUUUGCUGUUGCUGCCCCUGCCACAGGCGGUGGCAAGUGGGAUUGCAGCCCCCAUCGAGUAUCGUGCCCCGAAAUUGAUGCAAGUAGCGCUGCAAGUGCUGGAGAAGUACGUGAAUCCACGCUACAAUGCGCUGGCCAUCAUGGAGUUGUCGCGAUCGCGAGUGAUGCAACGUUAUCACCAUGAGGCGAUCACUUAUUUGCUGCAUCAGCUGCGAGAACGUCGCAUGGCAUUCCAGCUGCUGAUGGACACACCCAUUGAGGAUCCCAGGGAUCAAAUACUAUUCCUUGUCGACUCACCGCGCUCUUUUCGCUCGCUGCGUUUCCAUUUCGCCAAGUCGCUGUUCGACAGGGAGUUCAACUUUUUGAUACUGCUGUCGUGGCCGGAAAAUGGAGCACAUGAAACAGAUAAGCUGAAUGCAUUGCGUGAUAUUUUCGCUACCUGCCUGAGUUUUCAUGUGCUAAAUGCGGUAGUGCUGCUCGAAGAGCCCAAUGGAGUGGUACUGCUGUAUGGCUAUAGGCUUUACGCUCCCGGUUGCCAGGACCGUCUCACUCCGGAGCUACUCGAUCGCUAUGAGAAUGGAGAGUUUCGAUUGCAGCAGCAACAUCAGCUCUUUCCCCGACCCAUGGGCAGUUUCUAUGGCUGUCCCAUCAAUGUGAGCUGGUACCCCUUACCACCGUUCGUCAUGUUCAACGGCAAUUACCAUGAUCCGGCGCAAAGAUCGCAAACCUAUCGUCUAACUGGAGUUGAUGGUGAGCUGUUGAAGAAACUGGCCCAAAUCUUCGACUUUCGCAUCAAUCUGUUGCCACCCUGUCAGAAGGAGUUACGCGAAAACUCCGAUGAUUGCUUUCAGCAGCUGUCGGACUUCAACUCCUCGGUGGCAAUCGGCGCACUGAGUGCCUCCCUAAAGCAUCGGGAUCGUUUCUCCACCACUUGCGCCUAUCAUCAGAGUGCUCUGGUCUUUGUCGUCCGGGUAGAGCACAAAAUUGGAGCGGUUAAUCAGCUGGUGCAGCCGUUUUGUGGUACCGUCUGGUUAUCCUUGAUUCUCAGCUGUCUGUUGGCUCUGCUGUUGCAGUGGGCGUGGCGCAGGCGUAGGCGCUGUCAACGCCUCGAUGUUUUGUGCAGUGCCUUACAUGUGCAUACGACCCUACUGGGCAACCCUGUUGAGGUACCAGCUCUACCGCAUAGAAGUGAAGUGAGAUGCUUAAUUGGUGCUUGGCUUUUACUCGCCUUGGUCUUGAGAGUUGCCUAUCAGGGCAAACUUUAUGAUGUUUUUCGGCUACCCUAUUAUCCUCCAGUGCCGGAGAGCAUUUCCGAUUUACUCAGUGGCAACUAUACCUAUCUGGCUUCGGACUAUGCGGACUAUUUUCCAAGAGAUCGCACUCGAUUGCGUCCGUAUAGCUUUCAAGAGCGUUUCAAGGAAUUGGAGGCUGCUCCUGCUGACUCAAAGUUCACUACGAAUUCCUUACUGGAUAAUCUGGCCCAUUAUAAUCAACUCAACUGGCAUACAAGUCGCUUGACCCACGUCCGGGAGCACAUCUAUCUCUAUCAGCUGGUCAUGUAUCUGCGACGUCACUCGAUUCUCAAGUUCGCCUUCGAUCGCAAGCUGAAACAACUGCAAUCGGCGGGCAUUGUCGGGUAUAUUAAUCGCAAUUUCGUCGAGUCUCUAUUUCAUGCACCCUACACACGGCUCUCCCAUGAGGUUGUUCCUAUACGUCUCGAGUUGUUUUGUGGCUUGUACUUUGUCUGUCAGAUGAUGAUGUUGGUUGCUCUAUUUAUCUUUUUUCUUGAACUCUUGAGUCUGCGCUUGUAUUGGUUGAGACGUUACUUUGUCUAG
Messenger RNA from Drosophila innubila, 1857 nucleotides. RefSeq lists its product as uncharacterized. The coding region runs from base 1 to 1857 and encodes 618 amino acids. Lineage: Eukaryota; Metazoa; Arthropoda; Insecta; Diptera; Drosophilidae. The record is from RefSeq and is a predicted model, not a curated record. The transcript has 2 exons.